This is a messenger RNA of Electrophorus electricus (electric eel), 3128 nucleotides long. It is a transcript of the gene mccc1, whose product is annotated as methylcrotonyl-CoA carboxylase subunit. The record is from RefSeq and is a predicted model, not a curated record. Gene Ontology annotation, molecular function: metal ion binding; methylcrotonoyl-CoA carboxylase activity; ATP binding. Gene Ontology annotation, cellular component: mitochondrion. Lineage: Eukaryota; Metazoa; Chordata; Actinopteri; Gymnotiformes; Gymnotidae.
GGGCCAAUCCACGUAGCUAAGCUUAGCAAACCUUUCAUUAGCUACCUAGCUAUUUCUAUCAGUAUGCGCUCUAUUAGUACAGGGCUCAGUAAAAAUAAGUUGUGCAUAUUCUGAAAAUCUUAAAACCAACCGAAACGAGUCCAUUUUAGCGCAGUUAGCUAGGUAGUUAAGUGUAGAAGCGAACAGAUCUCUUCACCUGGCUAACGGUAGCUAGCCUAGCUAUCCGGUUCAUUCAGACAGUGAAUAUGGCUGCUGUCCUGAAAGGACAAGUUAGUCCGGGUCUAACAUCACGGCUGCAGAAAUUGAUAUGGACCAACGGAUUCGUCAGGCACGCCUGGGCUGGGAGGAUGGAGAAAGUGCUCAUUGCCAACAGGGGAGAAAUUGCAUGCAGAGUGAUGCGGACAGCCCGGAAGAUGGGUGUUCGGUCUGUGGCUGUGUACAGUGAUGCUGACAGGCAUUCUAUGCAUGUGGCCAUGGCAGAUGAAGCCUACCAUAUUGGAGCAUCUCCUUCACAGCAGAGUUACUUGUGUAUGGAGAAAGUUCUGGAAGUUGCCAAGAAGUCCUCAGCACAGGCUAUCCACCCUGGUUAUGGUUUCCUCUCUGAGAAUACAGAGUUUGCAGAACUGUGCAAGCAGGAAGGGAUCCUCUUCAUCGGUCCACCCUCUUCAGCUAUCCGGGAUAUGGGAAUAAAGAGCACAUCUAAACACAUUAUGUCCGCUGCCGGUGUGCCCAUCAUCGAGGGUUACCAUGGAGAGGAUCAAUCGGAUGAAAGGCUUCAAGCUGAAGCUACCAGGAUUGGCUACCCUGUUAUGAUCAAAGCUGUAAGAGGUGGAGGUGGGAAGGGAAUGCGUAUCGCGCGCUCCGAGGCUGACUUCCACCAGCAGCUGGAGUCUGCGCGAAGGGAAGCUUGCAAAUCGUUCAACGACGAUGUCAUGCUGGUGGAGAAGUUUGUGGAGAACCCCAGGCACGUGGAGGUGCAGGUGUUUGGAGAUCAACACGGCAACGCUGUGUAUCUGUUUGAGAGGGACUGCAGUGUGCAGAGGAGACAUCAGAAGAUCAUCGAGGAAGCACCAGGGCCUGGUAUCAGUCCUGAGGUGAGGCGUAAACUGGGAGAAGCUGCGGUGCAGGCAGCUAAAGCAGUUAACUAUGUGGGAGCAGGCACCGUGGAGUUCAUCAUGGACGCUCAGCACAAUUUCUACUUCAUGGAGAUGAACACUCGGUUGCAGGUGGAGCAUCCCGUCUCUGAGAUGAUCACCGGCACCGACCUGGUGGAGUGGCAGCUCAGGGUGACUGCUGGGGAGAAGCUCCCUCUCUCCCAGGAGGAGAUUGUGCUCCGAGGUCACUCGUUUGAGGCCCGGAUCUAUGCUGAAGACCCCGCUAACGACUUCCUGCCCGGAGCUGGACCUUUGCUGCACCUGUCUACGCCGCAGGCAGACGAGCACACGCGCAUCGAGACUGGAGUCCGGGAGGGAGAUGAGGUGUCUGCCCACUACGACCCCAUGAUCGCCAAGCUCGUGGUGUGGGGGAAGGAUCGCUCGGCUGCUCUGAAGAAGCUCCGCUACUGCUUACGGCAGUACAAUAUUGUGGGUCUGAACACCAACAUCGACUUCCUGCUAAGCCUGUCGGGGCAUCCGUGCUUCGAGUCGGGGGAUGUGCACACCAGCUUCAUCCCACAGCACUACGAGCAACUCUUUCCUCCGCCAGCACAGGCCAGCGUGGAGGAGACUUGCCAGGCCGCCCUGGGCCUUCUGCUCCACGAGAAGGAACACACUCGGGAGUUUACGCGCAGGUCACACGACAUGUACUCUCCCUUCGGCUUGGGUGACGGUACCCGCCUUAAUGUCCUCUACUGCAGGAAUCUGAGGCUACACCUGGGGACCAACAAAGUGGAAGUAGCUGUUACCUACAGCCCUGAUGGGACCUAUAAGAUGGAGACUGGAGGCCAGGGGUUCCAGGUGUCCGGUGAACUCCAGAAGGAGGGUGGGGCUACAUACCUGCACUGCUGUGUGAACGGCGUUCUGUCUCGACCCAAGCUGGUCAUCCUGGACAACACGGUCCACCUAUUCUCCACGGAGGGCAGUGCUCAGGUGAACGUACCUUUGCCCAAAUUCCUGGCUGGGGUCAGCACCUCCGGGGCACAGGAUGGCGCCGUGGCACCCAUGACGGGCACCAUUGAGAAGGUCCUCAUACAGGUGGGAGACACUGUCCAUAAGGGAGACCCUCUAAUGGUGAUGAUUGCCAUGAAAAUGGAGCACACCAUCCGUGCUCCCAAAGCCGGUGUCAUUAAGAAGGUGUUCUUUAAAGAGGGCGCUCAGGCCAACCGCCAUGCGCCAUUGGUAGAGCUGAAGGAGGAGGAGCAGGAGGAGCAGCCACAGCCCUGAGCCACCGUAACAGACAGCAGGAGCGAGCGAUAUCAUUGGAGGACAUUCUGAGUACUAUCGCUACUUGGCACCUGUAGUUACUGCUAGCUGUGAAGUCCAGAUGUAGCACUUUGAUUUUGGAGCAUUACAUACAGCUAAUCUAAGAUUUGGGAGAGUUGGAUAAAUCUUAUUAUUUAUGAUUUGAACUGACCAUUUUUCUGCAUAUCCAUAAACAUUUGGUUUGUAAAUUGUCAGAUGUUAUUGCCACUGUUGUGAACCCCUAUUUGCAUAGUCAUGGUUUAACACGAGGUGCCUUUGGUUUGUUUUGUAACAUUUCUUUCCUUUCUUGGCUGGAGUAAGCCAUUUUGGGUAGAGAUUUCACCCAAGAUCUGUAUGCUCUAGUAAAUUUACAUUUUCUUUCCAAACUCAUGCAGUUUUUAAUAUCAAGGACUGUGUUUAGAUUAAGUAGGCCAAUCAAAAUGUAUAUAAUCCACAGGACUAUGUUCAGAUUAAGUAGGCCAAUGGUGAGUAAUAUAUGGUUUUGUUUGCGUUCUGACCAUCACAAUUUUGAGGUAGAAAGUCACUACAAACACUGGUACUCACUCUUGAUGUGCAAGUUUUGCCUUGAUGUUGAUUACUGUUGUACAAGUGAAAGACGAGUACAAACAGCUCACCUCAUCAGGACUGUGCUCUUUACAACAUUGCUUCCUAGGGUCCGCUCUCUGACCUGCUGUCCUGGUUUUUAUUAAACACAGACCAUUACUUAGA